AUGAAAGCAGCGUCGCUUGGUCAUCAAUAUUUAAAUGUUCAAUCGUUCAACGAAACUGAAAACUUUUUCAGUGCUGGACGAUUUCGUGCCGGUCGAAGAUACCAACGAGCGCGAUCCAAAGCGCAAAUCUAUGAUACUCCGAAAGAACCGUCGCUAUCUGCCUCAGAUCCGCUUUCACGACGAUCUAUUCCAAGUAUCGAACAAUCUAAAGCGUCCUAUGGGCGAAGUUAUAGUGCAUCGAAUAAUCUCUUUGUCGUCUAUGAACAGCAGCAACAAAAGCCGAUAUCUAGAAUCCAAUCUCAACAUUCCGAUGGAGAUCAUAAACCAUAUUCGCUGAGAGCACUUAUCACUAAACGACACGGAAAUCAGGACGAAGAUGAUAAAUUAAGCAGUCGUGUGCGGCGUUUUUAUAAAAAACAAGAUCAUUUGAUUGAUUCAUUACAAAAGUUUCAUGAACGAACGUUGCUUGACUCUAAAAAAGAAGAUAACAAGUUGAAGAAACAAAAACGCCAUACUGAAUGGCUUAUUCGAGCAACAUUAAUAUGUAAUAUCUUAUUACUCGUUUCUAAAAUUGUUGCCGCUAUUUUCUCUCGAUCUCUUUCGAUUAUUUCUUCGGUAGUUGACUCAGCAGUUGAUUCCGCAUCAGCAUGUGUACUCUAUUGGGUCGUCCGAGCUAUCAAAAGACGUGAUCCUUACACAUACCCAGGAGGUAAAAACUGUCAUUCCAUUUGUUUUCCUGCAAAACUGGAAAUGAAUUCAUCAUCCUUACAUAUUUUAGGACGAACUCGAUUAGAACCAGUUAUCAUUGUCAUUUUGUCUGUGGUAAUGGUUUCGGCAUCCGUUCAGGUCAUUUAUGAAUCUGUGGAAUCAUUGAGCAAUGAUGUGCAUCAUUUUACAACGAAUCAAACUGAAUUGCGUGAUAUCGAUAUGGGACCAGCACCUAUCACUGUCAUGUGUAUAACUAUUGUUACUAAGGCUGUUCUCUCAUUUUUGUGCUAUCAAGUAGCUAAUCCAACAAUGUAUGCGGUAGCACAAGAUCAUCGCAAUGAUGUAUUUUCGAAUUUCGUUGCCCUUGCAUGCGGUAUUAUAGCGGCCAAGGCACUUGAUGGUUCGAUCAAAGAUCCAGAAGUAGUUGUCAUUGAUCCCAUCGGUGCAAUUAUCAUAUCUCUAUACAUUAUCUUUUGUUGGUUGAAACAACUUCGUGAACAAGUUCGAAAUCUAAGUGGUUACAAAGCAAAGCCUGAAUUUCUACAAAAGAUCACCUGGUUGACUUUACAACAUUCUCCUCUAAUCCAGAAAAUAGAUACAGUUCGAGCAUUUCAUUUUGGCACGUCAUUUCUGGUUGAAGUAGAAGUUAUUCUUCCAGAAACUAUGUCACUUAAAGAAGCACAUGAUAUUGGUGAUGGCUUACAAACUAAAUUGGAAAGCAUACCUGAAGUCGAAAGGGCAUUUGUUCAUUUGGACUAUGUUGUCGAAGCAUUGGAAUACUAA
Adineta ricciae is the source of this 1491-nucleotide messenger RNA. The record is from the annotation of a GenBank genome assembly. Lineage: Eukaryota; Metazoa; Rotifera; Eurotatoria; Adinetida; Adinetidae.